UCUCAACAACAAUCUAUAAAAACAAACAAAUUAUCUGCUUUAUUAAUAGGAGACUCUAUAAUACAAAAAAUGUUAGCAUCACUAAUAUCUAUAUCAAAUAAAUCUAAAGCGAUGAUUACUGGCUUCUCUUCAACAUCAUCAACAUUAUCUCAAUUUCCUGAAAUAACAGAUAUAGGAGGUAUUAAGCGUAAGAAGUCAGAGACAUUUGGUGAUUCAUCAACAAAACUAAUAUUGAUGUUCUUUGAUCUAACAUAUGAUCAAGUUGAAAUAGUGUCAUUAAAAGUACAGGAACGUAUAAACAAAUGGGAUUUUGAUCCAAUUCUUAAGUAUAAGGAAUCAUCGGAAAAUGAUAUGAUGAACUAUAAUAGUAUAACAGAGAAUAAUAAUAAAGAGUUUGCAGAUUUUAAUAAUCAAUCAAAUAGUUCAGAAGAAGGCAAUAAUCAAGAUGAAAAGGACAGUUCAGAUGAUAGUAACGAUACAGAAUAA
Messenger RNA from Funneliformis mosseae, 486 nucleotides. The record is from the annotation of a GenBank genome assembly. Lineage: Eukaryota; Fungi; Glomeromycota; Glomeromycetes; Glomerales; Glomeraceae.